AUGGUUUCUAUCAAGUGGGCAUCGAUUGCAGCUCUAGCUGGUCUUCAUCCAGCCAAGGCACAGAACCUUAUUUUUGACUCUGGACGGAGUGGGCCGUCCCUUGAAGUAGUGCAUUUGUAUUUUGACCAGUGGCCUACAGGCGUGGCCGUAUCGUCAACAGGACGAAAGUUCUCAAACUAUCCUGGCGGCCUAGAUCCAAAUAACACAAACGAUGGAACCAAUGGCAAGUACACGGUAGCCGAGCUUUUUGAAAACAACAUCGAGAAGCCAUACCCAAGCAUCGAGUUCAAUAGUCCACCUGGCGGCGCAAUCAACUUCACCACCACACCAGCGACGGGGGCGAAUUACAAGGACUACCUUAUCGGUGUACAGAGCGUGGUCAUUGACAGUGCGGACCGUCUAUGGAUUUUGGACACUGGUAGAGUCUUGACACCACAAGGGGUUCUCGUUCCUGCGAGUGUCGGCGGCGCAAAGCUGAUCGGCGUCAAUCUGACAACAAAUUCAAUCAUCAAGACCAUUGUCUUUCCCAACACCGUCGCAUACCCCGACACAUACCUGAACGACGUUCGAUUUGACCUGGAUCCCAAUUUGACCAGCAGUGGGGAGGGUGUUGCGUACAUCACUGAUUCUUCGAGCGAGGGGCGGACAGGUUUGAUCGUGGUCGAUCUCGGAUCUGGUGAAUCGUGGAGACACCUCGACGGAAGUCCCUACGUGCAAGGCGACCGGCAGUUCCUCGCGUUUGUUUGGGGCCGGGAGCUCUACGCGAAUCAGGCAGGCAACCGAGCCGGUCACCUGACCUUUGGUGCUGAUGGUAUCGCUCUCGGAAAGGAUGGCAAGACGUUGUAUUUUGGCGGCGUCGGCAACAGAUACCUGUACAGUAUUCCCACGGAACGCCUACGAGAUAAUGGUCCAAUGUCUGAGAUUCGGGCUCAGGCGGCUGUUGUGACGGAGAGCCAGAGGGGGCUUUCUGAUGGCUUCGAGACGGACACGAACGGCUUCAUUUACCAUGGAAAUUUCGAGCAUAACGCAGUCAACUUCUUCAACCCUGAGAACGGGACCGAUCAAGUAUUCCUGAGAGAUCCAAGAAUCAACUGGGCUGACACAUUCUCUGUAGCCACGGAUGGGUACAUCUACUUCACCAACAACCAGCUGGUAUUCGGCCCUGCAGUCUAUCCUGGGACAGACUCAAGACAGAGACCCUUUUCGUUGCUGAGGGCCAAGCUCCCAAAUAAUGGUACCAAGAUUGGUUCCAAGAUGAGCUUAGGGGGAGAUUAA
Colletotrichum godetiae is the source of this 1275-nucleotide messenger RNA. Its product is annotated as major royal jelly protein-domain-containing protein. Bases 1 to 1275 code for a protein of 424 amino acids. The transcript has 3 exons. NCBI's taxonomy places the organism in Eukaryota, Fungi, Ascomycota, Sordariomycetes, Glomerellales, Glomerellaceae. The record is from RefSeq and is a predicted model, not a curated record.